AUGGGCCUAAUCAAGAGAGUUUCAAACUGGUCUCAAAAUGGGAAGCUUGACUAUCUAUCGGUCAAUCCAACAAGGGACGAAGUCGCCCAUUACAGUGUUGACCCAGAAGAUGAGCGCGAUGAAUCUAUUACAAGACUCAACGUUGUGAAGGACUUUGACAAGAUUACAUGCUUGGAUCACUCAGAAACUGAUGUGGGUCUAGUGGGUGUUGGGGAGAGAAGUGGGAUGGUUCGAAUAAUGAACAUGAUCUAUGAUAUUCCAGGACAGACCACCACACAAGUUCAGGUAAGGGCCAAGCAGCAGCGAGCGGUUAAUACACUGGGAAUGAGUAGCAGUGGUCUUAUCGCAAUGGGGCUGGACCGAAAUCGUCACGAUGCGUCGUUGCAGGUGUGGGAUGUCAACUAUCAAAGCACAGACUCUAACGUGGUAAAUCCAUCGUUCUCGUUUUGCCUAAAUGAAACCGUCGUUUCACUGAAGUUCUUGGAUGAUACAACAUUGAUUGCAGGUACAAGCAAGUUGUUGAAAGAACUUGAUCUCAGAUCACCGAAUCCCAGUUACCAGCAUCCAACACGGUUGUGCUACGAUAUAAAGGUGAAUCCACACAAUGUGUGGCAGUUCACAACCUAUGGAGAUGACGGAACGCUUUCUAUUUGGGACAGACGUAAAUUAGGGCAAAGCUCGUCGUCCAGCGAAUCUCUGGAUACGCAGCCUCUUUUGAAAUUCGAUAAACUGAUGGGCGCAGGCGUCGCUUCGAGGAAAUAUAGCAACUCAUGUUUUCGCUGGUCAGCGGUGCGCAACAACGAGUUUACUACUCUACAUGGCGGUCAAGUUAUUAGAAGGUGGCGACUAGGUAGUUUCCCGACUUCUUCAAUUAAAGAUGAAGCCCACUCAAGUCCACAGCUCGAGACGACAGUCGAAUCGCUCUUCAUAUCUACUGUUCAUGACAUAGCCACAACGUAUGACAGGGUCGUGACGUUCGACUACGUCCCAAGGGAAGAUGGAUCUGCCAAUUUUGUGUGCAUGAGACAGUCGGGCACGCUCUUCAGGAUGGCCUUAAAAGGCGGGGUAUCAAGAAUUGCGUUCAAUUGUGAUAACAGCCUCCUUACGGCAAGUGAUGAAAGAACGGACGUGAAUGAGCUAAGGGUAGCAGAUAUGAUGGAGAAAACGACAAAUGAGGAAAGAGCAGCCGCCUUAAAAAUAUUAUCUUUUGAGGAUCUUGACUUAAGUGACCAAGAAGAGGAUCACAGGAUCGACAGUGAGGCGAAUGGUUCAAACUCUUCUGAGAUCAGCUCGAAAGAUAUCCAAGGUCAACAUGAGUCAAAAAGUCGCAAUUCAUCCGUGGGCGGACUAGGCUUUUUGCUUAAGCCCGAAAGUCUGCUUGAAAACGAUAUUAGCAUGAUAAUGAAAAGACGUGCUCUGCAUAAUUAUGGUUUCGAUCCGUUGAAGACUGUGGAAUUCAUUGAUACAUCCAAAUCACUGCAGAACAAUGCCUACAUAAGGAAUACUUGGAGGUGGUUGUCGAUCGUGAAGGCAUCUGUUGACGACGGGCUGAUGGUGUCUGGAGAGCUCGAUCUCGGAUACGAAGGUAUACUUGGAAUAUGGAAUGGAUUAGAUGGUCUUUCUCACCAGGACAGGUACAGCAGAGGAGCAAAUCUGUCGGAAAAACAGUUAGGCAGAGAGUUAGAAAAAAUUGUUCGAAUGCGAGGAAAAUAUAAAUCCAAAAUGGGUGAAUCUAGUGGUAUGAUACCAUUCGCUAAUUCGACAAAGCCUAUUCAGCGUAGACUGUGCAUGAUUAUCUCUGGAUGGGAUUUGCACCCUUCAGAGUAUGAGGCGAAGUAUCAAGGCUUGAUCAAGGCCAAUUUAUAUGAGAAGGCUGCAGGUUGGGCCGUAUUCUUUGGCGACGUCACGAAAGCCAUCGAAAUUUUGAGCUCCGCCAAAAAAGAGAGGCUACGUUUGAUUGCAACUGCCAUAGCCGGGUACCUUGCUUACAAGGAUCAGCCUGGGAAUAACGCAUGGAGACAGCAGUGCAGAAAAAUGUCAUCUGAGCUCGAUGAUCCUUACCUUCGUGUUAUAUUUGGCUUCAUCGCUGACAAUGAUUGGUGGGAUAUUCUAUCCGAGUCAGCCAUUUCACUCAGGGAAAGACUGGGUGUAGCAUUGAGGUCUUUGAAUGACCAAGAUCUAACCCGAUUUCUAGAAAGAACUGCUAAUUCGGUUAUUUCGAAUGGUGAACUAGAAGGUCUAAUCCUGACUGGGAUCACGCCAAGCGGUGUCAAAUUGUUGCAGUCAUAUGUCAAUAAGACUAGUGACGUACAGACAGCCGCGCUUUUAUCCAUAUAUGGCUGCCCUCGUUACUUCAAAAGUCCUCAGGUUGACGAGUGGGUGCACGCGUACCGCAUGAUGCUGAACUCUUGGGAGUUGUUCACAGUGAGAGCUAAAUUCGACGUUCUACGUGGAAAACUAUCGAGAAGCACCCUUGCUCCUUCACUGGGCCAUCAUCGACCUCGACAGCUUUACAUUCAAUGUCUAAAAUGCAACAAAAACAUCAACAAUCCUGUAGAUGCUUCUGCUUCAGCACCGGCCUCCAAAAUGGGUAAAAACUUUGGUGCUGGCGGAAGCUUCAAGAAGUUUGGUUUGAAUAAUGCUUCACCUUCGAAUACAGCAGCUCAAAAACACUCAUGCCCUCAUUGCGGCACACCAUUUCCACGGUGUGCCAUCUGUUUAUUGCCUUUAGGCACUGCUAACUUGCCUAUUGUUAUUAAUGGGCGAGCCACAAACCAAGAUGCACAGGGUGAGGGUCAAAUGGAUGAAGCUCGCCGGCUCAAGCUAAACGAAUGGUUCAGCUUCUGUCUUGCUUGCAACCAUGGCAUGCACGCGGGUCAUGCCGAAGAGUGGUUUGAAAAACAUGUCACUUGUCCUGUUCCGGGCUGUUCAUGCCGCUGCAGCGCAUUGUAA
This is a messenger RNA of Lachancea lanzarotensis, 2952 nucleotides long. It is a transcript of the gene SEA4, whose product is annotated as LALA0S06e04236g1_1. Bases 1 to 2952 code for a protein of 983 amino acids. Gene Ontology annotation, biological process: positive regulation of TORC1 signaling. Lineage: Eukaryota; Fungi; Ascomycota; Saccharomycetes; Saccharomycetales; Saccharomycetaceae. The transcript has a single exon. Gene Ontology annotation, molecular function: protein binding. Gene Ontology annotation, cellular component: cytoplasm. The record is from RefSeq and is a predicted model, not a curated record.